Colletotrichum lupini is the source of this 2568-nucleotide messenger RNA. RefSeq lists its product as uncharacterized. NCBI's taxonomy places the organism in Eukaryota, Fungi, Ascomycota, Sordariomycetes, Glomerellales, Glomerellaceae. The record is from RefSeq and is a predicted model, not a curated record. The transcript is spliced from 11 exons. The coding region runs from base 1 to 2568 and encodes 855 amino acids.
AUGGCCAAGAGGGGAAAGACUCACGGGGCCUGUGCGCUCAGUCCGUCGCCCGUCACCCGCCAAGCGAGAAUCCACCCCGCAAUCGAGGCGCCGCCGUUCCGUCUUCAACCUGAGGUGGACCUGGAAGGCGCGAUGCUCGCAAGGCUUGCGACGCUUAAACGAGGAUAUAUGUGCGUCGCUAUGUGUCUCGUCAAGUAUCCGGACGAUAAGCAAAACCACUUAGUCAACCACGUCAAGGUAACAGGUGUAGUGGUAGAGCGGAACCCCUCAUUCCAGGUAAACGAGCCGCGAACGACGACACGGACCAAGACGGGCGAUUUUCUCAACGGGAGACCGGGACAGCGCGGCGUGCCGGAGGCGACAACCAGGCAUGUGCCAGUCCUCAACCCCGGCCCAUUCGACCUUAAUGCGUUUCCUCCCUUCCGUCGCUUCCCCACGGGAAGCAUAUUGAUUAAAUGUGUCUGGACGAGUAAUGUCACCGGGCGAGAAUGUGCAUCUUAUUCGUGCCGUCGUGGCGCACCACACGAGUCUACCUUACCUUCGUACCUUGUUUCUUGGACCUGCCUUACCUCGACUAAGCCAAGGUACUACUUUUCAAUAUCUUACGACACUCCAUUCGUGGUACCUGUUGAUACGUUCUUCUCAGUCCUGCCUCGCGUCCCUCACAAGUACCCUCGUCCAUGUUCUCCCGCCAGCGAUCGACUGUUGAAGAAGGUCCCGGCUAAGGAGGAGCCAGCUACGGGGCACUCUGAGCUUGUGCCUGCCUUACCUUUUCAUCAUAAGGCCGGCACGACGGGAACUCUGAACAAUGGAGAGGAAGGACCAGGCACGGUCACUCAGCGCCGGGAAAGAACCGACAUCGUCGCUUCCUCUGCUGGUGUUUCUUUCUUGCCCGACGUAAAUUGGAAGGUCAUCACCCAGUCAUCCAAAUUCUCCAGCAGUUUGGACUCUCCCUUUUCGUCUCAGACUGACAGCCGAGAAUUCCGCAUACCCGGCCGUUGCCCACGUUGUCUCCUUCCCUGUUGUGUCCUCUCCUCCGUACCUCCGUACCGCCCGCCGUACCUCCGUACCCAUCUGCCAUUUGCCAUCUGCCAACGUCCAUUCCGCAUCUGCCGUCUGUCACCACCCACCAUCAACCACCACCCACCACCACCACCACAACCUCCAUCCUCAACAUCUUCAGCUCCGUCUCGGCAGCGAUUUUUCCAUUCCAGCCGGACCAACACCCUGAGACGCAUCGGAUUCCUCCAGCUCUACCCAAGCUACCCCUCUCUGAUCUCUGACUAUCGACACGACUGCCUUACCUCCUUCAACUUCCUUCGCGGCUUCGUCUUGGUUCAAGGGAUGCCGCACGCCAGACGCACGCCAACCCACCAGCCCACUCACACUCGCACCAGACCAGACCGCCUGGCUAGGAGAAGGACGGGAGUGACGGGCUUUUCAACUCUCGCCAAUCAUGUUGGCAUCAUAGCGACAAUGGAGCAUCGCCACACAAUACUUUCUGUGCCAUCAAGGGCGGCCCUCCCUUGCCCGGCCACAGUCGAGCUCGGUGUGACCCAGGCCCUAACACCGACCAGGUCCAACCCCGGACGAACACCAUCAAAAAACACAAAAGUCGCUGCCCCACCGUGGGAGCUGCGUACCCCUGUACCUGAAUCUGGCCUCGAGAUGUCUACCCGGGUUCAAUUAUCGAAGAAGACAUCGUCAAUCGGAAAUCCACGCCGAAUGCUCAUUCAUCCUUGGGACGAUGCCAGCAAUUUCGACACAAAAUGCAUACACGCCAAGGAAACACUGCUGAGAAUCUCCUCUUGGCUCUUUGAAAUGAACUACUCUUUGCGAGGUAUUGUCCCUCUAGCUCAAUCGCAUUCGCGAUCUCCGGGCGGGAGUUACAGUCCGGCAGAUGAAAGCCGGUCGUUAUCCAGCUUCCCCACCAUCUCGUCAACAUCGCAUUCAACAUGGCACUGCCACGGUACAACAAUCGAUCCGACGUUUACAGCCAACGACAAACUUGGCCCCGAAUGUUUCGGUCUCGAACACAACGCCAGCUUACCGAGUCGCGGUCCUGCGCCAGACGUGUGCGCGGCAAUCAAUCACCGACAUUAUCCUCGCCUUGCGGUCUGGAAUGAUUCAGUCGCCCUCAUCGCCAGCUCGCAUCACCCACACAGGAGCGUCUUCCUAGCAGCCAUGUUCUGGCUACUGGUACGCUUCGAUUUUCCGCUCGUCGCGAACAUACAUUUGCCUGCCAACCUGCUAUUUGUUUAUCAGCCAGACAGAAUAGGCAGCUUGCCCGUCUGCGAUACGCACGCACAAACUCCAGCCGCAUUCUCCACGAUGACGUACCACAGCACGCUCGGGAUGGGUGGAAACCUGCCGAUGCCCUACGUUACUGCCCCGCACUUGACCGAACGCGGGGGGCUGGCCACCCAGCCCUGGUCCUGGACUGCUAGGCGAUGGCCGCAGGGACACCACGACGCUGAUUCUUAUGCCCUAUCUUCUAGAGUAAGGCUGGCGCCGCUCGCUGGCCAGAGGGGGCAAUUCCUCACCAUGCCGCUCCACCGACGCUGCUGA